UUUAUAAAGUGUUUCGUAGAAAAUGGGAUUCAAAGCCAAGUGUUUUAAUGUGUGUCGACAGCUUGUUUCGUGUAACUUGUGUGUUGUUCGAUAGUAGAAACGACAUUCGCGCUGUUAUAUGUCGUUGCUAGCUAGCUAAGUGUCGUAGCUAGCUGAAGAUUUGACAUUAGCCUGAAAGUAUAGUCACCACUUCUAGCAGCUACUCACAGAUGAGUGAACUUGUAGCUAACGUUAGUGUGUUAUAGUGGUUACCAGCCACUAACAACUGAUUAAAUGUUUCUGUUGUGUCCUUUGUUGCAUUAUAAAGCGAAUACAGCAAACAAAACAAAGAGCAGAGAUGUCACAGUUAGCUAUUCUGUUUAAAGAAGGACAGAGACAUUAACUUUAACUUAACGUUAAGUUUGAAGGAACAAAAUGCAACUAACUUUACCCCAAAUUUUGAUUGACAGGUAGUGGUAGCUGCAUGCAGUCUCUGGUGGAAAGUAAUUGAAAUACAUUUGCUCAAGUACUGUACUUGUGAACAAUUUUAACUACUUCUACUGUUAACAUUUUCUGCUACUUUAUACUUCUACUCUACCAAAUCUAGGAGGGAUUAAUUGUGCUUUUUACUCCACUACAUUUAUUUUGAAUGACUUUAGUUUCUUUUCAGGUUAUUAAAACAGAAUAUAGGCAACAAAUGAUAAUGUGUUAUCAUAGAUAAAGAUAAAAACACCAAAGUGAUGCUCAGGGGAAAUUCACAAGCUACCCAGCAGUAUAUAAAGUAAUUAAAAUGAUCCCUGCCUCUACCAGCUGCAAUUUUCAAGUGAUGAACACAGUAAUGCAUCAAUAACUUUAUUCCAAUAACACAAUGUAUAUUUUAUGCUGAAAUGGACCAUGGAUGUUGUGCACUUUUACUUUUGGUGUUUAAGUAUGUUUUCAUGGAAUAACUUUUGUACUUUUACUUGAGUAAAGUUUUGAAUGCAGGACUUUUACUGUAUUAUAAGUUCUGAGUAUUUACUCCACCUCUGUCAGUGUAAAACUAAAAUAAUAAGAGGUUAAGAAAACCUACAAUACAAGGUAACAUUUAAAUCAAUUUUGUGUUUUACUACAGUAUAGCUACAGCAAAAAAGUUGUCAGUGGUUGGUUGUUAAUCAAGGCCACAAAAGAGAAGAAGCAAUUCCUGUGUAUGCUUUUUGUAUCUGAUUAUCAGACUAUAGAUUUAUGGCUCAUGGCCAACCUGUUUCCCUCAAGCAGCUCUCACUCUCAGAGGAGGGAUGCACCAGCAGGAGGAGAAUGGAGAACAAGGAAUGAAGAGCAAUGGCGAGGCCAAGGCAAAGCACAGGUGAGAGAGGUGGAGGAGGGUGAGAGACGGCAGGGGAAAGAAACAGUGCCCAGGGGGGCCUGCCAGUCCAUGUGCCCUGCUCGUGAGUUGCAGAACCGUGAAGCGCAAAACCGCCUUCACCGUUUUGAAAUGUUAGCAGGCACAGAAAGAGGUCGACGGCCCAGGGCAGACCCCUUGCGUGCUGUCAAAGAGUAUUCCAGACCUGCAGCUGGGAAAGACUCAACGAACCCCACUGAUCUCCGUCCACCCGCUGUGCUGCUGAAAACUGUGUGUUACCUUAUUGAUGACAUCGCUGCCUCCCCCCACCUGCAUCCAUGGACUGAGGUGUACAGCUUUGUCUUCGAUCGCCUGCGUGGUGUGAAGCAGGACAUGAUCAUUCAGAGGGUGUCUGGGUUGAACUGUGUGGCCAUUUUGGAGAGAGCAGUGCGUUUCCUCAUCUAUGCCUCUUAUCGGCUUUGUGGUGAGCCCCUGCGGCUCUACGACCCACGCAUCAAUGACACGCACCUACAGGAGAAUCUGAGCUGGCUGUUGGAUUGCUACGCAACUGAAACAGGACCGCAUCCCAACCAGGAAGAGUUCCAGGCUCUUGGUCUGCUGUACAACUUGGGUUCUGCCCGUGCCAAACAGCACAUCAUGGAGCUCCCUGAGAGGCUCCGCAGUUCUCCUGCCAUCACACUCGCUCUUUCCAUCAACAGAGCUUAUCUGGAGCGAAACCCUGUGUGUUUGCUCCGAUUGGCUCAGAGAUUGAGCUUCCUGCAGAGCUGUGCUCUACACCGUCACCUGGUGACAUGUCGCAGAGAUCUGCUGCUAGUGUACAGCCACGGACACAGCAGCCGCAACUGUCGCUUUCCUCUUGACAGACUGGCUCAGCUCUUGUCCUUAGACGUGUCACUCACAGCCCAACUCUGUCAGGCAUACGGAGUGGAGGUUAACCAGGACAACCAGGUGGUUUUCUCCAAGGCUGCUUUCACUGAGCCUGAGCCAGGGAAACUGCACUGCAAACUUUAUCACAACAUAGUGGCUGAAAAACAGAGAGACCUCACUGUUGGGAACAUCAUCCAUGGCUGCGCUUGAUACAAAUAAAAGGAGUAAAUCAGUAAUACACGUAAUGUGACAUUUAAGGCAUUCAUAGGGAAAAUGUCUGUUAGCUCCUGUCACUCCACGGUGCAACUGGCAGGCAUUUAAAGGCUUUUUUAAGGACACCUAAGCAGUGAAGCUGUUUCGUUCAUCUUUCUGCUCUUUUUUUAUAAUGUUAUUGGAUUUGAGCCUUUGGGCUUCCAUCUAGGAUGCUCAACCAGUAUGUCCAUAUGUUUUACCAAUUCAGAUUAUAUAUGUUCAACACAAGGGUCAGGGUUGUUGUGGAGCCAAGGGUCUGCUGCGCUCUACCUGAGAGAGACUGAACUGCUGAGAGUAAUGUUCCUCUUGGGUCUGGAAGUGCUUCUUUCAUCCUCAUCUCGCACUUGGUGCCUCAAUCACUUUAAAAUGUGAAUUACUUUUAUAUUGUUGUCUGUGGUUAUAUUGAUACUGUUUAAAUGUUAUGUGAAUACCAUAUUAUGUUUUUGUGUAGUAUUUCAGGAAAUGUGCUGGAAAAGCGACCGUGCAACAGUGUUUAUUUUUUAUCAAUGCAGUACCUCAAAACCGUUUCAAUAAAUUUUGCUACCUAAAAGGGAA
Dicentrarchus labrax (European seabass) is the source of this 2992-nucleotide messenger RNA. It is a transcript of the gene sac3d1, whose product is annotated as SAC3 domain containing 1. The record is from RefSeq and is a predicted model, not a curated record. Lineage: Eukaryota; Metazoa; Chordata; Actinopteri; Moronidae. Gene Ontology annotation, cellular component: nucleus; spindle; centrosome. The transcript is spliced from 3 exons. Bases 1166 to 2395 code for a protein of 409 amino acids. Gene Ontology annotation, biological process: spindle assembly; centrosome duplication.